Molecule: messenger RNA, 1239 nt
Organism: Pochonia chlamydosporia 170
Lineage: Eukaryota; Fungi; Ascomycota; Sordariomycetes; Hypocreales; Clavicipitaceae
Exons: 1
Coding region: 1-1239 (412 amino acids)
Source: RefSeq, a predicted model, not a curated record
AUGGUCCGAAUACAAGAAAUCGAGAGGGUUUCAGGAGGGGUCGUCCUGCAUGAGCAGUUGGUAAACCGACUACUUGACAUAUUGACACAGCAUUCCUCCCUGAUAGUGAAAAAUGAGAUGUUAAAGAAAGACAGAGAUAACUUUGAUACGGGCGCUACGUAUCGGGACUGUAGGUCAUUCAUGGUGGACGGAUACCCCAACUUCGUCUUUAAAAUCGACAAUAUUUCCCUUGCCAACGGUUCUCGCACAACGGCACAGGCUCGAUGGGAAAGUAUCAAGCAUGCAGAUUCGACCAUUCGGGAGGAGAACUUGGACCGCGUUACUCUCUUGCCUCAGAGCCUCUUCAAAUAUGACGACGAAAAGUUCGUUAUUGCAGAAGACCGAUCUCAGUUGGCCCGUACGUGGCAUCUGGAUGCAAAUGCCUACUACUCCACUGGAAACGAAAUUACUCCAGCUCUGGAACAACUCGCAACGUUCAUCAUAAGAAAUGGCUUAAAAAAUACUCCCUUGAAGAACAUCCCAUUGCUGUACGACGAGAAUGGUGCCCUAGAACCGUCACCUCGAAUUACAGUGCUUGAUGUGGAGGGAUGCGAGGAUGCACUGGCCCGAGACGUUGAAACGGUUAGCAAGUAUACAAGAUUGAUGGUCGACAAAGCUCUCUUCGGAGAUUCCAAUUUUGGCGGCCUUUUUGGACACGUCCACAAGAACCAGCUCGAGGCCAUACUUACCGCCGCUGAGAAGGCUGGCUUCGAUGUCGGAAAGCACCUACCUGGAGAGUUAAGCGCGGCAAAACAAAAGUCCCAGAAAAGAGAUGAGAGGAGACACAAGCUUCAAGCCGUAAGCACAAAAGCGGCUGUGUUUGACGAAAAGGCCCGGGAAAUCAUCGCUGCCAUAGCAAGUGUGUCAGGUGAGAAAUUUGGCGAAGUGACCACGCUUCCGUUCCAGAGAACCGCCUUCGAAUGGGCCACCCGAGCUUUCAAGUGUGGUGACAUCUCUGGGACCAUCAUGCUGAAUGAACACAAUGGCCUAGAUGCCUGGGUAGUCCACCUACCGCAUCGUUUCGAGAAUUGCUUGUCCAUACUCCCCACAUUUGGAUACGCGAAGGAAGUAACUGAGCCUGCGAGUAACGGCAGUAGAAUGAUUCUAUUCAAAAAGAAAGACAUAGAUAGCGACGUCCUUUCUGAGUUCGCGAUGGAUUACGAGGUCCAUGGCCCAGAAUUUCGAUACGUCGCCUUGUAA